GAGGUCCCUCCCCCAGUAACGGCUGCGACGAGCUACGAGAGGCCAUCAUGUGUGGCACAAGGGCCCUCACGGACCUCAAGGUUCCUGUGGUGAUGCAGAAGGUGACAGAGGCGGUGCCGUGGCCCGAGAAUAGGAAGCCCCUAUGGGGCGGCGACCGGUGUCGGCGCUUCAUCGGGCUUGGCGGGCGGAGGGGACUCAGAAUGGACGUCGACAAGGAGGAGUUCGAGGCCGACUUCGAGGAGUUUGAGGGCGAUUCCAGUGACUCGAACCUGGAGCUCGGGUGCGGUAGGACGGCUGAGAAGGAUGAUGACAAUGGGGUCGUCGAGAUCCAGCCCUUUACCGCCGUCAAGCGGUCCCUCUCGCAAGAUGACUUAAACACCAUGCCUACUGUUGGUUUUGAUGGUCCUUCAGAAAGGCUAGCAAAAAGGAAGAGAAAGAACCAAUUCAGGGGUAUCCAUCCAGCAGGAUCUGCUGACUUUGCAUCAAACCAACCACUUGUGCCUGCAAUGAACUCUGCUCUCCCAGUUGAAGCUCCUGUUCUGGAUAUGUACUCUGACCAAGGAAGCAACUCUUUUGGCUGCUCUGACUUGGGCUGGGAGUAUGAUACCAAGACUCCACAUAUAUCAUCCAUUGCUUCCAAUUCUACGAUUGCUGAAGGAGCAAAAUCUGCGCUUGCCAAGAAUAACACCUAUAUCUCACUGGUGCCUCCUGUUAUGGAGAAUAAUGCUGUCAAUUUUGAACCUUGGAUGAGAUAUCUUAUGGAUGAUGGCAUGGAUGAGCUGAUUGAUAGCCUACUGAAUUUUGAUGUUCCUCAGGAUGUUGUUGGCAACAUGGACCUCUUGAGCUUCGAUGGCAUGCCCAUCCGUGGUGAAUUUUUCUGAGGGAUUCAAACCCUGUAUACAGGGACAAAGGGAAUAAGAUAAUGGGAGAUUGGGAAGCGCCCUAUUGUCACCUUUAGUUAGCAUAUGCUUAUGUCCAAGCUUAGAUGCAAAAAAAAGUUGCAUCGUGUCUCUUUGUAAUCGACCCUUUCCCUAGUUGACUGUCUCUGUGGCAGGCAUUUAUGAUGAACCGUUGUCUUUAUCUUUUACAACUUUUAUGCUGUGGUUACCAUUUGUGAAUGCGAACAACAUGGAUCAGUGUCCAGUUUGCUUUAGUA
Molecule: messenger RNA, 1156 nt
Organism: Triticum dicoccoides
Lineage: Eukaryota; Viridiplantae; Streptophyta; Magnoliopsida; Poales; Poaceae
Product: ethylene-responsive transcription factor 1-like
Exons: 3
Coding region: 48-881 (277 amino acids)
Source: RefSeq, a predicted model, not a curated record